Messenger RNA from Erinaceus europaeus (western European hedgehog), 3785 nucleotides. RefSeq names its product SWT1 RNA endoribonuclease homolog (gene SWT1). Gene Ontology annotation, cellular component: nucleus. Lineage: Eukaryota; Metazoa; Chordata; Mammalia; Eulipotyphla; Erinaceidae. The coding region runs from base 311 to 3022 and encodes 903 amino acids. The record is from RefSeq and is a predicted model, not a curated record. The transcript is spliced from 19 exons.
CGCUCGGAUUUGAGCCGGACUCCGGGGUGGCGGGGUGGGGGGGAGCGGAGGCGGGUCCGCAGACCCCGGGGAGCAAGGGUGUGGUUCUGGCCGGGGCGGCCGGUCGCCCGGGGUCUGUCACUGAGUCGCAACCCGCGGGUCGUGGCGGUUUACGAAGCUGACUGGCGGGCAGACUUGGGGUUCGGGCGGGAGGGGCUCCGCUUUUCGUCUUGCACCGCCGCCUCGCGGGCCCCUGCGUUAAAGUUUCUCCUCGGGACGGAGCCCCCGAGUCUCCAGAGCCGCGCGGGAAGGAAGAAAAGAGCUUUACAAAAUGUACAAUAAGGAAUCUUGUGGGAAAAAAGAGAAGUCUCGGAGAAAAGGUACUACCUCAUCAUCCAACUUUGAUGAAGAAGAUAAAAAAGAAAAAAAAACCUCGGUAAUAUCUGCCAAUUUGCCUUGCUGUGUAAGAUCAAUUUCAUCAGAGAAGAGAAAAUUGAAGUCUGAUCAUAAGCCCAUUCUAUACUGUAAUAUAAAAAGAAGACAAGAACCAAAAAGACUGAUUACAGAAGCUGAGACUCUAAGAAAGAAAUCAAAAAUUAGUUCUUCAUCUCAAGGACUUGUUAAAAUACAAGAUACAUCAUAUUCAAGCAAUAAUCAAAUUAUUCCCCAGAGCAUUUCUUCAAAUGGAACUAAAAAAGAUAUAAGUGAAGGUGUAGAUGCUAAAGAUAAUAAAUUGACAAAUAUCAGGAGUAAGUUUGACUAUGGAAUUAAAGACCUUAGUAGCACCAAGGUUGUCAAGGAUGUGAAACCUAAAGCUGAGGUCCAGGCAAGUGAAAGGAAAUGUUCUCACUUACUUGCUCAUAAGGAGAUUGUGAAAGACCUCCAGAAAGAAGGGUAUAGUGAGUUUAGGGACAGUUCUGAAAAAUGUGUUUCAGAGAAACACAAAAGUAUCCACUGCCCUCAGGAUUCUAGUUCCAACAAGACAAUUAAGGAACGCUUUGAAUUUAGAAGAAGGAAGAUAAGUUUUAAAAUUCCAGUGAAAUCACGGGAGACCCUUCAGAAGCUUAUAGAAGAAAAUGUCUUCAAUUCAGAUUCUAAUAAAUCAAGAAAGGAAGAGGAGAAAAACUGGAAUUUCCUGAAAAACUCUCAGGUUUCAAUAGAUUUGAGAAGGCACAGAAAUGAGCAGUUAUUUUCAGAUUCUACGUGUAACCAGACUGCUCAUGAGUGGAAAGGAAAAUAUGAGUAUCAAGAAAGCAGUAACUCAAGUUCCGGAGAAAGCCUAAUCCAGAGUUUUGAUGCAACAUGUACUUCAGUGUCACCUGAAAAUAUUGAAGAUACAGAUCAAGAGAUGCAGAUAGUAGAAGAGCUUCAUGCUGCUCGUGUGGGAAACAGUGUGGAUUUACCUUUGGUUCCACCCUCUGGCGAGUUAAUGAGUAUGGAGAUUGACUUGGAAGAAGAGGACAUUCAUUCCUCCACAGUCAAUACCACUUCAGACAGAAAACUUCUGAUUAUUAUUGACACAAACAUUCUGAUGAAUCAUCUCAAAUUUGUUAGAAUUUUGAAGACAACAGAAAUCCCAGGCUUUGACAGACUUGUGUUGAUUAUUCCUUGGAUUGUUGUACAAGAGCUAGAUCGUAUGAAGGUAGGAAAACUACUAAAACAUGUCCAGCACAAAGCCAUACCUGCAGUUCAUUUCAUCAACGACAGUCUCAAAGACCCAGAUAGAAAGCUAUGGGGACAGUCAAUACAACUUGCAUCUCAGAAAAUCUAUGGGAUGAGUGAUGAGAAUAACGAUGACCGAGUGUUGAAAUGCUGUCUUCAGUAUCAAGAGUUAUUCCCUUGUUCCCUCGUUAUUCUGUGCACGGACGAUAGAAAUUUAAGAAACAAAGGUCUAAUAAGUGGUGUGAAGUCUCUCAGUAAAGAAGAAUUGAAUGCAGAGUUUUUAAGCUUACCUCUGAACACAGAUAGAAGUCAUCAGCCUUGUAUAGCUAAGCAACAAUUGAAAGCAGAAGCAGCAAUUUUGGAGAAGAGCUAUGAAGAACAAUCCACGGAUUCUGGACUACCCAUUCAACUUGAAAACAUCAUAUCUGAUCUUGAGAAAUAUCUCGGAAUAGCUUUGUCUUCAAUAUUAGAAACAGAAAUGAAAAUUGCUUUUGGAAACCUCUGGAUGGAGAUACUGUACUUGAAACCACCUUGGACUCUAAUACAUUUAUUACAGUGCUUUAGAAAACAUUGGCUUGCUGUAUUUGGAUUAGUUGUGGAAAAGAACUUGCUUUUAAUCAUUGAUAAUCUAUAUGAUAACCUUUGUAAAGCUAACAAGUCAAUGGAUUUUGCAACAGUGAAAUUUCUGCUUCAGGAUUCUAAAAGUUUAUUACAUGCUUUCAGCACAAGGUCAAAUUAUGAUGGUAUUCUUCCACAGGCCUUUGCUCAAGUAAACAAACUACUCCAAACUUUUACAGAGGUCAAGUUAAAACCUAAGCAAAAUCCUUCAGAAAAUACAGUGGGUAAAAAAGAAGAAGAUACUUCUUUGAUCAAGUCUAAUAGCCAAGAAGUUGCCAUUUUCUCUGGUUCUCAAAUUCCCCAAAUGAAUAGGCAUCAAGAAAUCUGGUCUACCUUAGAAAAUGUUUGGAUUACAUUAUAUCAGAACAGCACAGAUGUAUUUCAGAGAUUGGGCUCUAAUUCAGCUCUUAGCUGUUCAAAAAUAUCAUUUGAAGAAGCAUUUAUAUAUCUCCAAAAGUUAAUGGCAGCUGUGAAGGAUAUUCUUGAAGGAAUUCAGAGGAUUUUGGCCCCAAACAGUAACUAUGAAGAUAUUGAGACCCUCUAUAAUUCCCUAAUCAAGUAUGAGGUAAAUAAAAAUGUCCAGUUUACUGCCCAGGAACUUUACAAUUGUGUUUCACAGACAGAGUAUCGGGAGAAGCUAACCAUUGGCUGCCGCCAACUGGUUGAGAUGGAAUAUACAAUGCAGCAAUGCAAUGCAUCUGUCUACAUGGAGGCCACAAAGAGGGGAUGGUGUGAAGAAGACAUGCUCAACUACAACACUUAAAUGCUGAUUUGUUAGUUAAAAGGAAUUGCAUAUUUUCAACAGCAGAGUAGCUGUCCAUCUUUUGAGUCCAACCCAAGAGAUGCCUAUCUCACAGGUACUGCAAAAUGAUUUAUCUCAUUGAGGCUCUAAAAUUGCCUAAUGUAGCCAUUGUGAGAUAAAACUGUAUUCAACUCUUUCGGAGUUGACACUCUCUCCCUACCUCUACUCCUGAUACCGAGCCAGUAUGCCUAAGGAAAAGAGAACUAUCUUUUCCAUCAUCUUAGGGCAGGAACCACUGUAGCAUCCAAGGAAGGCAUCUCAUGACCUUCUAUACAGGCACCAGAGACACUUCCAAACAGGAAAAAAUCAGCACAAGCUCACAAUUCUACAGCUAGACCCAGUGAACACCACAUGCUACUUUUCUUCCACUGAGAUAAUGAGACUAAAAUUUUGACUUCAGGCCCAACUUGCUCUAUAGCUUCGUCUUCUUCCCUGGGGUUGUCCUUUGACUGCAUUUCUGAUGAGGUGAGCAGUUAAGACUCAUGCUUAUGUAUAAAGCACCUUCAGUGUAAAGCAGCCUGGAUUUAGGGGAUUAAGUAGCAGUGACCAACAACAGUUGAUCCCAGCUGAAACAAGUAUUCCACUGACGUUUCAUUAUACAGUGAGUUGGAAAUCCUUAUUUACUGGAGUAUAUUCUACUUCUGUUACAUCAAAUUAAAUCCACUUUUGGGUUUUGCUGUUAGCUCAUUUUUUAAAAAAGCAAUAAAUAAUUUAUUUCUACGAA